AUGAGUAACCAAAGAGUAGUCUACUCGGAGUUGAAUCUGACCAAGGGCCCAAAGAAGCAGCAAAGGAGAGCAAAGGGCACUAACAUCUCCGUUUCAGGCACUGAAGAGGAAAUAACCUAUGUGGAAUUAAACCUUCAAAACGUUUCUCAAGAACAUCAAGGGAAUGACAAGAACGGCCAUUGCAAAGAUUCAGCUGCCCCUCCAGAGAAGAUCAUUUCUGGGAUCCUGGGAGUCAUCUGCUUUGUCUUAAUGGUCACUGUGGUGGUGACAAUGACAAUUGCUAUCCCCUCUACUGCAAUACAGGAACAGAACAAUUCUUCUCAUAUAAGAAGAACCCAGAAAGCAUUGCAAUGUCAUCAUUGCCCAAAGGAGUGGUUAAUAUAUUCCAACAGUUGUUAUUAUAUUAGCAUGGAAAAAAAAACUUGGAAUGACAGUGUGAUGGCCUGUGCUUCUAAGAACUCAAAUCUGCUCUAUAUAGAUCAUGAGGAAGAAGUGAAAUUUCUAAGUUCCCGCUCAUUGCUAUCAUGGAUUGGAGUCUUUCGUAAGCACUCUCAUGAUUCAUGGAUAUCAGUAAAUGGCUCAACUUUCAAACUAAAAAUAAAAGAACUGUCAUAUGGUGAACAUAACUGUGCUAUGUUAUCCUUAUCUGGCCUUCAAUCAGACAGUUGCAAAUCUUUAAAAACAUAUAACUGUAAGCAUAAGCUCUAG
Lepus europaeus (European hare) is the source of this 708-nucleotide messenger RNA. Its product is annotated as NKG2-A/NKG2-B type II integral membrane protein-like. The record is from RefSeq and is a predicted model, not a curated record. Bases 1 to 708 code for a protein of 235 amino acids. NCBI's taxonomy places the organism in Eukaryota, Metazoa, Chordata, Mammalia, Lagomorpha, Leporidae. Gene Ontology annotation, biological process: stimulatory C-type lectin receptor signaling pathway; positive regulation of natural killer cell mediated cytotoxicity. The transcript has 6 exons.